Messenger RNA from Serpula lacrymans var. lacrymans S7.9, 888 nucleotides. RefSeq lists its product as uncharacterized. The annotation marks the transcript as partial. Gene Ontology annotation, molecular function: ATP binding; protein serine/threonine kinase activity. Lineage: Eukaryota; Fungi; Basidiomycota; Agaricomycetes; Boletales; Serpulaceae. The transcript has 4 exons. The record is from RefSeq and is a predicted model, not a curated record. Gene Ontology annotation, biological process: intracellular monoatomic cation homeostasis; protein phosphorylation; intracellular signal transduction.
AGCACCGUCAGCUUGACUCAGAAAUACGGAGUUUGCCAGAAAGUGGCAAUCGGAAAAGGCGCUACCUCUGUCGUACGUCUCGCUCAUAAGUGGGAUCGAAGCGAAGAGAAGUUGUAUGCCGUCAAGGAGUUUCGAAAGAGGCGAAAGAACGAGUCUGAAAAAGAAUACGUCAAGAAGCUCACAGCAGAAUUCUGCAUUUCUUCCACUCUCCAUCAUGUUAAUAUUGUCGAGACCGUAGACCUUGUUCAGGACGAGAAUCAGCAUUGGUGUGAAGUCAUGGAGUUUUGUCCAGGCGGUGAUCUUUAUGCUGCCAUAAAGAAGGGAGGCAUGUCCCCAAGUGAAGUCGAAUGCUGUUUUAAGCAAAUCAUCUCCGGCGUAUCCUAUCUCCACAGUCAGGGCGUAGCCCAUCGUGACAUCAAACCAGAGAAUCUCUUCUUCGAUACAAAGGGCCAUCUCAAGAUCGGCGAUUACGGCGCAUCAACCGUCUAUCGUCUCCCUUGGGAAACCACCAUACACAUGUCAACAGGCCUUUGCGGUAGUGAGCCGUACAUUGCUCCAGAGCAGUUUCUAGGCAAACCCUACGAUGCACGCCUCGUCGACAUCUGGGCCUGCGGCAUUGUGUACUACUGCCUCCACUUCCAGGAAAUGCCCUGGCGCGUCGCCCAAUCGUCCGAUACGCUCUAUGCCGCGUACGCCUCCGCAUGCUCUGCGCCACAGCCAUCGCCGUCGUCAUCGUCCGUCCAGAACUUCCCGCCGACGAUCAACAACCUCAGCCCUCGCGGGUGCAGGAGCCUGAUUCGCAAGAUGCUCGAGCCCGAUCCGAAGCAGCGCGCCCAGAUCGAGGCGGUGAUGGCCCAUUCGUGGAUGCAAGGCAUUGAAGUGUGUCAU